Seminavis robusta is the source of this 814-nucleotide messenger RNA. NCBI's taxonomy places the organism in Eukaryota, Bacillariophyta, Bacillariophyceae, Naviculales, Naviculaceae. The record is from the annotation of a GenBank genome assembly.
UCAGACGAAUUCUGGCGGUCAUACUGGGACUUUGAUGGCCAACCGAGGACAAGACCAAGCAAAGGAAGGCUGCAUUGACAAAACACUCAAUGUGUUUCUGCUAGUAUUCCUGACAACUACUUGCUUCGCGGUUUUGAAGCCAUUCCCAAAGACUGGUUUUGCAGAGCACCCCAUACCCAUCAAAUCAUCUCACUCAUAAGAAAGAAGACAACGAAAAAUGUCACCAUUAAUGUACGCCGGCGUUGACCAUCAGCCCUUGUUGGAUGGUACCAACGAUUACUUUGACGAUGGGCUGGAUGAGGGGAUCAUCAUCCCUCCCGAUCCAUUUGCCACCACCAGCAACGAUGCUAUGCAAGAGAACAGUCAGCUGGACGAAGACGACGAAGGAGACAGUGUGAACGAUUACGAGACAUCGUUGAUACCUUGCAUUGAGAAACUGGGACUAGGGAUUGGCAUUGUGGUUGGAGCUACCGUGCAGCUAGCCACGCUGGCUGGAAAUUUGGUCAAUAUUGCGAUUUGGGGAACCGAAGCCGGGCCUUAUGCCAGCACCACCUUUGUGGUUUGGUGCUGCUGUAUGUCGGCCAUGUUCUUUAUGGCGUAUGUGGCGCUGCGCUGCCUGGUUCAAAUGUCCUUGAAAAUGGUGUACAAGAUGGAAGAAGAAAACCAAGACAAAGACAUAAUUGUUGUGGAUGUUCCCAGCGACAAUCCCAUGCCGAGCCCCAGCGCUUUCCCCACGAUUGGUCCAAGUGGCAAUGCUGCCUCCAGAGUCAGCAGCACCAACAACGGCAGUAUCAGAGUUCCCAAGAUUCGAUGA